UCGUCAGCACUUUUCUGUGAACAAUGGCUGGAAAAACAUGGGUGGGCUUAGGUCUCGCUCUUUAACCCACUCCUGUUCACUUCGGAGGAGAACAGUGUAUUGACACUCUUGGCUGCUACUCACUGGUCCUUGAGUUUCAUUUGGCUCCGGGGCUCUCCAGUGUCCUCUCUCCACCAUGAUCUUCCUACUGCUUUUCCCUGUCCUCGUCUUAGGUGAAAUUCAAUUACAAAGCAAUGUCUCAUCCAAUGUAACAUUUGAAGAUAACGAAAGUUUUCAGGAUCAGGAGUAUUCCGCUGUUUUUCGCCACUGCAAUGAGAGCCUCCUAGAACACUUCAGCUACAUUAUAUGCUGGAAUCAGUUUCACUCUGAAAUGACAGACAUCAACAAUGAACUCUGGUGUGAAUGGGACCAAGUCAUCAGACCAUACAAUGAGCUGACCAGAUGUAUCGAGAGCUUGACCACCAACUUAGGAUGUUACUUCCCGAACCAAGUGGUGCAAGACUUCUUCAUCCAGAUCCAUUCCAGCUUCUUCCAGGCAUGUCCGGAGGAGGAGCAGUUAUUUCCCGACGCCCCCUCCGGUGUUGUGCUUACCCUUACCCUCAUUCCAGUCAGUCUCAUCCCCGUCUUGGUUUUCCUAGUGGUCUGGAAGAGCAAGAUCUGCGACUAAGUUGGAAAUGUUGAAUAUGUGCUGUUUGAAUGUGUCUUAGGUCCCUUCCUGAAACAACCCCUAUCAAAAAUGUCCUCUAAGUAUUUUCUUAUAAUGUGUUUAUUUUUAAAAUAUGAUUAUUGUAUGUAUAUUAAGAUUGUUUCUAUUUGUAUAUUUGUAAUGUUGCAAAAUACAUUUACUUAUUUCUUUCACAAAAAAAGUAUUAUAAUUGUAUCUAUUCUGAAACAACCCCAUGUCAAUAUAUUUAUAUUGUAAUACAGUAUAAGGGCAAUAAGUACCUACAAUUAAUUUAC
Messenger RNA from Oncorhynchus nerka (sockeye salmon), 960 nucleotides. Its product is annotated as receptor activity-modifying protein 1-like. NCBI's taxonomy places the organism in Eukaryota, Metazoa, Chordata, Actinopteri, Salmoniformes, Salmonidae. The record is from RefSeq and is a predicted model, not a curated record. Bases 176 to 667 code for a protein of 163 amino acids. The transcript has 4 exons. Gene Ontology annotation, biological process: cellular response to hormone stimulus; intracellular protein transport; regulation of G protein-coupled receptor signaling pathway. Gene Ontology annotation, molecular function: coreceptor activity. Gene Ontology annotation, cellular component: membrane; signaling receptor complex; cell surface.